AUGGCUGAUCAAGAAGUUUUAGUUUUAAGAGGUACCUUAGAAGGUCACAACGGUUGGGUUACUUCCUUAGCCACCACUCCAGCUAACCCAGAUUUAUUAUUAUCUGGUUCCAGAGAUAAAUCUUUAAUUAGAUGGAAAUUAACUGGUGGUGAAGAUAACCAAUACGGUGUUCCUCAAAAAUCAUUCAGAGGUCACUCUCACAUUGUCCAAGAUGUUACCAUUUCUGCUGAUGGUGCUUACGCUUUAUCUGCUUCUUGGGAUAAAACUUUAAGAUUAUGGGAUUUAGAAUCUGGUGAAUCUACCAAAAGAUUUGUUGGUCACACCAGUGAUGUCUUAUCCGUUUCUAUCGCUAAGAACUUAAGACAAAUUGUCUCUGCUUCUCGUGAUAAAACCGUUAAAGUUUGGAACACCAUUGGUGAAUGUAUGCAAACUUUGACUGGUCACUCCGACUGGGUUUCUGCUGUUAGAUUCUCCCCAUCUGAUGACCAAUCUACUGUUAUCUCUGCUUCUUGGGAUAAAACUGUUAAGUCUUGGUCUUUAAACGACUACUCCGUUAACGCUGACUUCAUUGGUCACACCGGUUACAUUUCUUGUAUCACUAUCUCUCCAGAUGGAUCCUUAAACGCUUCUGCUGGUAAAGACGGUGUUAUCAUCUUAUGGGACUUAAACUCAAACAAGACCUUAUACACCUUGAACGCCGCUGCUGAAGUUCACGCUUUAGCUUUCUCUCCAAACAGAUACUGGUUAGCUGCCGCUACCGCUUCUGGUAUUAAAAUCUUCAACUUACAAGAAAGAACUUUAUUAGAUGAAUUAAAACCAGAAUUCGCUAUUGGUGCUAAAGCUAAAGACCCAGAAGCUAUCUCUUUGGCUUGGUCUGCUGACGGUCAAAACUUAUUCGCUGGUUACACUGAUAACGUUAUCAGAGUCUGGCAAGUCAUGACCUCUUCUGCUUAAGUAUUUUAAUUCUUUUUAAUUAUAAUUUUGGGAAGAGAUAUUAAAAAAAUAAAAUAAACAUACAUGUAUAAU
Hyphopichia burtonii NRRL Y-1933 is the source of this 1026-nucleotide messenger RNA. It is a transcript of the gene ASC1, whose product is annotated as 40S ribosomal protein RACK1. Gene Ontology annotation, biological process: rescue of stalled cytosolic ribosome; positive regulation of protein phosphorylation. Gene Ontology annotation, molecular function: translation regulator activity; protein kinase C binding; ribosome binding. The record is from RefSeq and is a predicted model, not a curated record. Gene Ontology annotation, cellular component: nucleus; cytosol. Bases 1 to 954 code for a protein of 317 amino acids. The transcript has 2 exons. Lineage: Eukaryota; Fungi; Ascomycota; Pichiomycetes; Serinales; Debaryomycetaceae.